AGCCCUGGUAAUUUAAAUCUUCGGCCCGACGUUAGAAUUCAUGUCCGAACCCAAAGUUUAAGACACAAGGGGUUUAACUGCUGUCUCUAAAGUUUGGAUUUUGUGGAUGGGAGCAUCGUAUCUUCCUGGGUUAACGUACAGCUGUGGUUGAUCAUCACUUCACACUGCACUGUGUCUGAAGAUUUAGGGUUACAGUACUGCACAUAACAUGUUUGAUGAAUUUCAAGGAUGAGAUUCAUGACGCACGUUUUGUUCAAACCUGCAUGGAAACGUUCUUGGUCUAAAGCUACGAGUACCCAGAAUUUGCAAAUACUUUCAUUUUCCCAGUACCCCACAUUGCCGUCGAUAUCUGUCUCUCCCCAGUUGCAAGAGCUCUCCAGCAUUGUCAUGAGCACUGUUGGCGGGCUAGAUGAUCUGGAGUUGAGCCUAAAUAAGUUCAAAGAUUCUUUAACUUCGCCUCUUGUAACUCAGGCUAUUGAUUCUAGUAAGCACGAGGCACACACUAGAAGAUUGCUCAGGUUCUUUUUAUGGUCUAGUAAGAAUCUGAAUCGUAGUUUGGAAGACAAGGAUUACAAUCAUGCUCUUCGAGUUUUUGCUGAAAAGAAAGACUACACAGCAAUGGAUAUUUUGAUGGGAGAUCUCAAGAAGGAGGGUCGAGUCAUGGAUGCAGAGACUUUUGGUCUUGUAGCUGAUACUUUGGUUAAACUGGGAAAAGAAGAUGAGGCAUUGGGUGUUUUCAAGAACUUAGACAAGUAUAAUUGUCCUAUAGAUGAAUUUACUGUCACUGCUAUCAUUAAUGCCCUUUGCUCCAAAGGGCAUGCCAAGAGGGCUGAAGGGGUAGUUUGGCAUCACAGAGACAAGAUUACAAGCGCAAAACCUUGCAUAUAUAGAAGUCUCCUUUACGGGUGGUCUGUGCAGAGGAAUGUGAAGGAAGCUAGGAGAAUUAUUAAAGAGAUGAAAACGAAUGGGUUUAUUCCAGAUUUGCUGUGCUACAACACAUUCCUCAGGUGCCUUUGUGAACGGAAUCUUAGACAUAAUCCUUCAGGACUUGUGCCUGAAGUUUUAAAUGUCAUGAUGGAGAUGAGGUCUUAUAGGGUUUUCCCAACCUCUAUCAGUUACAACAUUCUGCUUUCUUGUCUAGGGAAGACCCGAAGAGUUAAGGAAUCUUGUCAAAUACUCGAAACAAUGAAAAAUUCUGGUUGUGAGCCUGAUUGGGUCAGCUAUUAUCUUGUGGCAAAGGUGUUAUUUCUGAGCGGCAGGUUUGGUAAGGGGAAAGAGAUAGUGGAUCAAAUGAUUGGAAAAGGUUUGACGUCAAAUCAUAAGUUUUACUAUAGUUUAAUUGGUAUUCUGUGUGGAGUUGAAAGGGUAAAUCACGCUCUUGAACUGUUUGAGAAAAUGAAGAAAAGUUCAAUGGGAGGUUAUGGACCGGUUUAUGACGUGCUCAUUCCAAAGCUUUGUAGAGGAGGAAAUUUUGAGAAGGGAAGAGAGCUCUGGGAUGAAGCUACAUCUAUGGGCAUCAUUCUUCAGUGUUCAGAAGAUGUUUUGGAUCCUUCAAUAACACAAGUUUACAAACCUACGAAGCCAGAAAAAAUCAGUCUUGCGGACAGCUCAAAAGCCAAGUCUCCACACAAAGUUAAAAAAUUUGUUGGAAAAAUGAAGAUGAGAAAAAAAUAUGAUGCAACGAAGAAGAAGAAAAAAGUUAAAAAGUUUACUUCAAAUUAAUUUGACAGUUUUACAGUUCUAGUUCCCGCUUUCUUCUUCCAUUUUUCUCCAAAGAACAACUAACUUAUUAUUGUUGCUUGCUUAUAAUAGAUUAAUAUCGUAUUAGUACUACUGCAGGUUUGUGGUUAUGAACUACAUGCUUUGUUUUUGGAUCGAACAUCUUGCAUGAAAAUCUUUAUGAUCUCAGUUAAACUGCAUCUUAUUCUAUUAGUUCAUUAGCGACUCUUUUUUCCUUGGAGCAUUGACAAUAUUUCAUACAAUAAACCUGGUCAGCUUAGCAUCGGAAAUGUGCUUCUGGCAUCUUGAUUAAAUUUCAGGGGAAAGUUGAAUUCUUAUAAAGCUUGUAUUUUUCCUUCUGCUUCUACUCUUUACAUUUAGAAUUGCACUUGUAGCUGGCCAACAUAUUAUUUUAAUAUUUACAAUUUAUUUGACAUCAGAAACUGGUUCCUCUAGUUUUAUCUAAUGCCCUGUGUAGUUUAAAAUUGGGCAAUUGGCAUUCAACAGUGAGAUUGUAG
Messenger RNA from Vigna unguiculata (cowpea), 2237 nucleotides. RefSeq names its product Pentatricopeptide repeat (PPR) superfamily protein. Gene Ontology annotation, molecular function: mRNA binding; protein binding. Gene Ontology annotation, cellular component: mitochondrion. The record is from RefSeq and is a predicted model, not a curated record. Lineage: Eukaryota; Viridiplantae; Streptophyta; Magnoliopsida; Fabales; Fabaceae.